AUCGUCUUCAUCCAUGGCUUGAAAGGUCAUCGCGAAAAGACUUGGACAUCAGACAAGGCAUCUGAGCCUUGGCCCAAAGCUUUGCUCCCGUCCGAAAUACCGAAUGCUCGAAUUCUGGCGUACGGCUACGAUGCAGAUGUGGCUAAGGCUACCGAGAUGGUCUCAGUCAGUCGCAUUCGAGACCAUGCGGCGACUUUUUUGAAGAGACUUACGAACUUUCGAGAUCGAACCGACAGCGUGGGUCGUUCUCGCUUUUUUAACGUUCUCAGUCUGCGCGUCCGCAUCAUAUUUGUCUGUCACAGCCUGGGUGGACUGGUCUGUCAAGCUGUACGUGCUCUUGCCCGCGCCUACACAAGAGAACACCUUAAAGAAGUUCUCGAAGCGACCCGAGGCAUACUCUUCCUCGGUACACCGCACCACGGCUCAGCUCUUGCUGUGUGGGCAGAACGACUUGGCAAAUCCGUCGGAGUGCUAAAGCAGACAAAUACCGAAAUCCUCGGCGUUCUCAGACCUGAGUCGGAGGUUCUCGCCGAGAUUCAGGACAAUUUUCACAACAUGACACAAUCCCAGACACAGGAGGGUGUCGGCACUAUUCAGAUUACGUGCUUCUACGAGGAGCUGCCUCUUCCUGGAAUCGGGCUGGUCGUUCCUCAACACUCAGCCAUCUUCCCAGGUAAAGAUGCCAUUGGAAUACAUGGAACGCAUCAUACCAUGGUGAAGUUCAGUAGUCUUGAGGAUUCUGGAUUUAUCGAUGUAUGCGAUGAACUUCGAACUUGGAUCAAGAGGUUUGAUCGAAAAGUCUCUGUACCACAACGUCAAAGCAUGCCACCUCCAGCAGUUGAGGACCAAAAUGAGAAGAGGUCCACAACUCCACAAAAGAAGACGGCAUCCAAAUGUACGUAG
This is a messenger RNA of Colletotrichum acutatum, 903 nucleotides long. RefSeq lists its product as uncharacterized. The annotation marks the transcript as partial. The transcript is spliced from 4 exons. NCBI's taxonomy places the organism in Eukaryota, Fungi, Ascomycota, Sordariomycetes, Glomerellales, Glomerellaceae. The record is from RefSeq and is a predicted model, not a curated record.